AAAUAUAAUUUAGUUGUGUUUUAUAAAUCGUGCUGGUCAUUUACAUUAAUUUGCGAACAUAUUCAAAAAAUUAAACUAUAAUUUAAGCAAAAAAAAAUAAAUAAAUAAAAAACAAUGUCAUUUAGUAAAGAUGCAGAAAUUGAAUGGCUAAAAGCCGUAAUAAUACCAAAAUUAUUAAAACAACAGAAAAUAAUUGAAAAUUUUAAUGACAGCGAUUCAGAAGAUUUUCAAAUACUUAAUAUUGAGAUAAAAGUGGUGGGAGCGGAAGAAGCUUUCAUGUUAACGACCUGUUACAGAGCUGCCCUGGAAUAUCAGUUUAAAGGUGUCCACAAUAAAGUUAAUUUCUUUAUCAAGAAAACUCCCCAACUACCCCAAGAACUAUUCGAUAAUAUCAACUUUAAUGCUCUCUUUACCAAUGAAAUCCUGGCCUAUGAGAAACUUAUGCCCGUCCUACAGAACUUUGCUAAAAUCGAUUUGAAAAUUGCCAAAUUUUAUUAUGCCGAAUUGGGUAGCAAUUUCGCCACCGUUAUAACAGAAGAUUUCUCUAGCUACGAAUGGACGGUAUCCAAGGAAAUGGUCAAUAUAUCAUUGGCCCACAUACUUUUGGGUGUCAAAUAUUUGGCUGAAUUUCAUGCCAUGGGUUUUGCGUGGCGCCACCAACUUCCACAACAGUUUCAGGAAUUCACAAAAGAUCUUAAAGAAUCACGUUAUGGCUCUGAGUUACAUCCACUUUGGGCCAUUAGCUUAAGAGAAACUAUACGAAGAGCUAUAAUAGCCACUCAGAAAUAUGAAACAUCUGUGGAUGAAAAGUUUUUGAAAAAUUUCGCCAAAUUGGUGGGUGAUAAUUAUCAUUUUGGUAAGGAGCUGGUUAAGCCCCGUGAGCCUUUGGUAACAUUGUGUCACGGUGAUUAUUUGCGUAAUAAUGUGGCAUUUAAAUAUGACAAAGAUGGUCAGCCGGUGGAUGUUAUGAUGUUUGAUUUGCAAACACUGAGAAUAUCUUCGCCAAUGGUGGAUUUAUCGGUUUUCUUGUCUCUCUCCACAUUUGCCGAAGUGCGUGCGAAACAUUUUGAGGAGAUUUUCAGGGCGUACAGUGAAACAUUGAAGGUAACUUAUGAGAGGCUGGUGCCGGGAGCAUUACCAGAGUAUUUAAGCCACAAUUCCCUACUUAGAGAAUACAUCAAAUUCUUACCCUACAGUAUUGGUGUCUGUGCAUCGUUCCUUAUGAGUCUAGUCGAGCCCAAGACAGAGACAUCCCAAGAAAUGCUAAUGGCUCAGCCAACAGAAGAGGAAAUGAUACAGGAGGUAAUGACCAGAGGUGGUGAAGUUGUCGAUCGUGAAUUGGCUCAUCAAAUCAAAGAAUUGCAUGAACUGAAUAUAGCAAAUGAAGGCAAUAUUUUUAGUGAAAUUUAACAAACAAAAAAAAAAUAGAAAAAUAAAAUUACUUGUAUAUUAAUUAAAAUACCAA
Messenger RNA from Calliphora vicina (urban bluebottle blowfly), 1465 nucleotides. It is a transcript of the gene JhI-26, whose product is annotated as Juvenile hormone-inducible protein 26. The record is from RefSeq and is a predicted model, not a curated record. The transcript is spliced from 3 exons. Lineage: Eukaryota; Metazoa; Arthropoda; Insecta; Diptera; Calliphoridae. Bases 115 to 1410 code for a protein of 431 amino acids.